This is a messenger RNA of Varroa destructor (honeybee mite), 2886 nucleotides long. It is a transcript of the gene Pop2, whose product is annotated as CCR4-NOT transcription complex subunit Pop2. Gene Ontology annotation, molecular function: poly(A)-specific ribonuclease activity; nucleic acid binding. NCBI's taxonomy places the organism in Eukaryota, Metazoa, Arthropoda, Arachnida, Mesostigmata, Varroidae. Gene Ontology annotation, cellular component: CCR4-NOT complex. The record is from RefSeq and is a predicted model, not a curated record.
UCAACAGUGCGCUCCUUCAGGGUACGCUGCUCGUGAGAAUCAUCAUGUAUCAACGAAACAUGAGACUCUAGUUCUUAGAAGUUUAAUAAACGCACAAACGAAUGCAGAUUCAAGACAGACUAGAGUGUAGUGACACGCAACAGUUUCUAUAUGCUCAGCCUCUUAGUGGACGCAGGAAUCAUUUAACUCAUGCCGGCAGUUUUGCAUGUGUCUGAGUGGAGUGUUGAACUCAGUCGUCAGUAAUAGUGUCCCUCGAACAAGAACAACACUGCGAGAACCCUGGAAAAAGUGCGUGGCUCUCCGAAGCAGUUGGUCGGGCUAGGAUGCGGACGGAUACCUGGGAGGGCGUCCACGAUGUGUGGGCAUCAAAUCUCGAACACGCCUUCAAGGAAAUCAGGCAUGUCGUGAAGAAGUAUCCAUACAUAGGCUUUGACACGGAAUUUCCGGGUGUCGUUGCUAUGCCCAUAGGUGAAUUUCGGUCGAUGGGUGAAUAUCAGUACCAGAUCCUUCGGUGCAACGUUGAUUUACUGAAAUUGAUACAGUUGGGACUGACCUUCUUCGAUGAACGGGGAAACCCGAAAGCCACUUGGCAGUUCAACUUCCGCUUUAACCUUAAAGAGGAUAUGUUUGCACAAGAUUCAAUUGAUCUUCUAGCUAACUCAGGCAUAGUGUUCGAACGUCACGCAGAUGAAGGGAUUGAACCGUUCGAAUUCGCACAGUUGCUGAUCACGUCUGGGGUGGUUCUGUGCGAGGGAGUGCAGUGGCUCUGCUUUCACGCUGGAUAUGACUUCGGUUACCUACUCAAGCUAUUAACCGAGGAGAAGAUCCCUGAAAACGAGCACGAAUUCUUCGAACUUUUAAAGAUCUACUUCCCUGUCAUCUAUGAUAUCAAGUACCUGAUGAAGAGCUGUAAAAGCCUCAAGGGCGGGUUGCAGGAGGUGGCGGAGCAGCUGAAGUUAGUCCGUAUCGGACCUCAGCAUACCGCUGGCUCAGACUCGCUCCUGACUGGUGCGGCAUUCUUCAAGAUGCGUGAGAUGUUCUUCGAGGACAACAUCGAUGCCUCGAAGUACUCGGGACACCUGUUCGCAAUCGGGUCAGCGAGUGAGCACUCUCCACCGGCCACUGCCUAGGGGCUCGCUUUGGACCCCAUGAACUCCACAUCAUUCAAGCGUGAUAUUCUAAUUGUUUAGACGAAACAAAUUAAGAGAGAGACUUUCACAAGCACGACCAAUUGUCUUAAGCGGAAAGGGACACUUACCAAAAUUCCAAUACCAGUAUCACCCCAUUUCCUUUUAGUUUUUAUUACCUUUCCUUUCCGUUCACGGUAAAAUGACAGCAGAAAACAUGCACGCAUUAUAGCCGCCUUGCGUACAAGAUAAUAUAGUAAUAAUAAUAGUAAGAAAAGAGAAAAAUAACAAAAUGAGAAAAAAGGUUCAAGAAAGCUGAGCAGUAAAAACAAAACAACAGUUAACAAACACAUCACACGCAACACACGAUUUUCCUUUCGGCAGAGAGCAGAAACGGCAACUGCGAGAGCCCGCCACUAUUUGAAUUACUGCCAACAUUUCGGCGUGAAGUUUUCGAUUAGUUAGGUGGGGAAGCGUGAGGUGCUUGUUUCACGUAAACAGCCAUAAAAAACGCAGCGACAGCAGUUACGACAAUCAUAGCAGCAGUUGCGGUUUAAGAAACAACGAAAAGAUGAUAUGCAAUAGAUGAAGAUAGUGCAACUGUUACAACACUUGUGUGAAAAAGAACGUCAUGAAGGGACAAAACACACAAACGUACAGGUAUCAAUAGACAUCGAACGUGCACAAAAUGAAGACAAUGCUGAUAAACACAGUGUCCACACAACAGAAGUGGAUGACGGCGAAAAACUUUUAUAAUGGAAUAACUAUCACGACUACUAAAGCAGAAUAAGCUAAACGAUGAAGCCGCUGGAAUAAACAGUUGGUCUACCGAAAUACACAUUGACGCAAAUACACACACACACACACACACAGCCGCACAAACAUUGAUUCAUUUAUAUUUGUUAACGAUAGCGUUGAUUAUGGUUUACUUCACAGACAGACCAGUACAACAAAUAAGCAUGCAAAUUUCUUAAAAGGCGAACAGUGCUAUAGCGUACAAGGAAAUCGUACGAAUUGUGUAAAAAAUUGUGUAAGCGAAAUUUAGCUAUAAUAAUAUAGUAGUCAUAAUUCGCGCGCAACAAAAGACGAAGGCAGUUAAGAAGAACUAUGAUCUCAUACAGGAUCACUUGGGCCGUAUGAGAUAUUAGAAAGAGAAAUGCAUGGAUCAGCAAACAAAAGAAAAGAACGACAAAGUCGACGAGUGUGACAGAAUAUAGCAGUGAGCACACAGGUCCGAAAAGACCACGUAUGAAAGUGAUAAAUAAUGAAAGUCAAAACAAAAAUAAGUCAAACGAUAUGCGAAGCAGCACUCAGGGACAACAAUAAUAACAACAACAGCAUCGAAGUAGCGAGUGCGAAAGCGAAGGGGAUAAAGAUUUUAUAUUUGGUGAAAUAGUUGAGUAAGUGCAGUAGCAAUUCAACAGCAGCAAGUGACGAGGUGUCUUGGCGUUAUUUAGUGACGGGAUUAUUUUUGUGUUAUUGUUCGGGUGUAUAUAAGAAACGACAUGAAAUAUGCGUGAUCUAGUGCGUGUAAGCCCGAUGGCGAUGGCGGCGGCUGGCUUCACUGCCGCUGCGGCCAGGCCAGGCCAGGCCACUCCCGCCCCAUAUAAUUGCCACCGACCCCGAAGAUAAAGAACUACUAAAGUACUGUAUGAGAGGGAGUAAAACAGGGUGGGGCAAACGAGCGAGAGAUGUUAUGGUAUGAAACCAAACAUCCGUUGUAAAGAUAUUGUGUAUUAAAUUGUAUUUAAGAUGUCGA